Messenger RNA from Aspergillus sclerotioniger CBS 115572, 675 nucleotides. RefSeq lists its product as uncharacterized. The coding region runs from base 1 to 675 and encodes 224 amino acids. The transcript has a single exon. The record is from RefSeq and is a predicted model, not a curated record. NCBI's taxonomy places the organism in Eukaryota, Fungi, Ascomycota, Eurotiomycetes, Eurotiales, Aspergillaceae.
AUGUCCAUACCCAACGGCGCCAACCUCGUCAAAGUAUCCGACGAUCUCUACUGGGAUCGGAGAUCCACAAUAACCAAGAAACGAUUCCCCACGCUCGACGACCAGAAUCCAUAUAUAGAGAGGGUCGAAGCACUAGCAAAACGGGGCAUGAAAUUCGAAUACUACCAUGAAUUCAAAACCCAACUAAUGGUUAUCAAAAUCCCAAUUCCUUUGCAACCAGGUGUUCUGGAUUACGGCCGUCGUUCUCCGACUCUCACACAUAUCAGAGCAGUGAGCGGUAAAGACGAUACAGGAGAAUCGUUCUACAUUCCCAUCGACACGCGGAACAUAAUGAGAUGGGCCAUAAACACCCUGGAAGCUAUCAUCAAGGGAAAAUCAUGGCCUAACGGCGAUGAUUUUCCGGGAUAUUUGGUAUUGGAAUGCGUUGUUUACCCCCAUGAUGCGGACCUUUGGAAAGAGCUCAGGUGUUUGAUCUAUGAGAUGGAAUAUCUGGGAGAUCUGUUAACAAAACAGGAGGUGGUUUUUCCUUAUCUUCAUGGAAUUUGCCACAAGAUGGACUUCAGUUGGAACCCUACCAGUUUUCAGGUUGCAAGGAUUCGGAAUAUCGGGGUAGCAGAAGGUUGCUUCUUUCAAGAAAGUCUGGGACAUUUGGAUGCAAGUCUGGUAUUUGGUUAG